AUGUCUUACCAGCAACCUUACCAGCAGCCUCCUCCCCAGGGAUACUACCCUCCCCCUGGCGGCCAAUAUCCUCCUCCCCAGCCGAUGCAGUACCAGCAACCCCCACCCCAGGAGGAGAAGAAGGACCGUGGUUGUCUGACCGCCUGUCUUAUGGCCAUGUGCUGUUGCUUCCUCUGUGAGGAGACCUGCGAAUGCUGUAUUGAGUGUGUCGAGUGCUUGUGUUGUGGGUGUUAG
Messenger RNA from Aspergillus caelatus, 234 nucleotides. RefSeq lists its product as uncharacterized. NCBI's taxonomy places the organism in Eukaryota, Fungi, Ascomycota, Eurotiomycetes, Eurotiales, Aspergillaceae. The transcript is spliced from 3 exons. The record is from RefSeq and is a predicted model, not a curated record. The coding region runs from base 1 to 234 and encodes 77 amino acids.